AGAUCUCCGCAGAGCAGCCCUGCGGCUGCCCCUGCUCCGACCCCGCUGCGACCCCGGCCCCGGCCCCGACCCCGGCCCCGGCCCCGGCCCCGGCCCCGCCCCCGCCCCCGCCCCCGCCCUCUCCCGGAGGGGCCCAAGUUCCGACCCGGAAGCCUCUUCGCGGAGGGAUCCGUUCCCCAGACUCGCGCCCCCGGCCCCGCCCUUGUUGCCUAGGCGACGAAGGGCCGCGGCCCCGGGGCGAGAUCCUGAGGAUGUCCGUGGGGACCACUCACGGGGGAACGACACCCGCGGCGACGACCCCGGCGGGAACCACACCCGAUUGGGAGAGAGAUGCUGAAUUCCAGGAGCAUGAAAAGAUUCUGUCUCCAGAUUUUCUUUCAGUUGCUCAAAUCACUGAAAUGCUAGCAGAGGACGUAGAUGGAGUUCAACAAAAACUGAAAAAUUUUUUGAAUUUCAAAAACCUUCACACCUGUUUAAAGGAAGCCAUUCUACUGGAUUAUUAUGUAUCUGGAUUUUUGUGGGCUAGAGGAAUGGAAUUUUCUGUUAUUCAAUAUUCAAAAUUUAUGACUUUACUAGAUAUGUUACUUCAUAAUCUUAGAACACUGCAUAUGUCCUUGGAAGACAGCAUAAAAUGGCUUGGAGAAGUUAUGGCUGAAAUAGGACCAUCCCAUUCACAGAAAAAUGAGGAAUGGAAUGUCUUUAAUAUAAAACAAGCCAAUGCUGUCAUCGAUUACUUAAAAAUCAGCUUAUUUCAACACUACAAGCUAUAUGAGUUUCUAUUCUACUCUACCAGGGAAGAAAUUGUGAUAGGAACUGAGCAAGUGUUAGAGGUUGUCAAGGCUUCACGUGGUCUCUUUCCGGAUCCUCUAGAAGAAGGAAUCUCAUUUGAUAUUUAUUCAACAUUCAUAGAGCCACCUCCAACAUUGGAUACAGAAAUGAAGGGAUUGGAUCAAGAACAAGGCCCUGAGGAAUCCCAGUCAGAAGCCAACACUUCCGACGUGGAUCCUUUAGUGGGUUUCACCAUCAAAGAUAUAAAAGCAGUUCUGGAUCAAGUCACAGAUGAUAUUUUAAUUGGCAUUCAGACCGCGAUAAACGAAAAGCUGCAAAUACAGGAAGAGGCCUUUAAUGCACGAAUAGAAAAAUUGAAAAAGGCCUGAGGACUCAGUACAAGGAGAGUGAUGCUAAACUUCACAGAACCAAACACAACCAGCCAGAAUAGUAGACUCUCCAGAGCAGCAUAUCUCCUUCAUUUCGUUGGGAGAGGAAAACCAAGCCUCACAUUUUAUUAUCCUAACUAAUUAGAAAAGUAUUGGCCCCCAUUUUGCUAUCUCCUGUCCCGUAACAGCCUCCAAAUUUAUGGCACUAAGUGUAAUAAGAACAUUUUGUACACAAGAGUUUGGAGAAUUAUAUAUAAAAAUACAAUUACUUUUACGAUACCCCUUUGACAUUUUGACUAAUAAAUGCUAUUCAUCUUCAGGGAGAGUGAAGCCAACAUUUUUAAAUAAGGAAAAAUAAUAAUAAUUUUAUCCAUAUUGACCCAGUGAGCUGCCAUAUUACUGGAGCCCUGUGAACAGAUACCACACUGCCAAGGAUAAAACUUGCUAACAAUAGCAAUUAAAAUGCAUACACUAUGGUUCCCCCCCCCCCUUAAAUCACUUGGUUUUCUUAUUUAAAUGUUUCAGUGUGAAACUAAUUUUCUGAAAUUAUAUAAUGCAGUUUGAAGCACUUUAAUUUAUUCUGUACUGCAUUUGUUAUUUCUAAUCUUGUUACUCUCCCAGGAGAAUACAUGACCUAUAUAAAAAGAAGCAAUGUAUAAAUGGUUAUUAAAGACCAACCUAUAUAUAGAUUGUAAAAAUCUUAAGUACAAAUCAAACUCACAGAGCUCUUCAAAUUAACCAUUAUAUUGCAGUAGAAUGAUUGAAAACAUCUCAAGCCUUUAAAUACCUUUAUUAAAAUAUGAUUUUAGAAGAAAAAUAUCUAUUUGCCAACUGAUUGUUUCAGGUUGGAUAAAUUAAAUUAAUUACUAGCUAAGUCCUUUCCAAAUUUCUUAACUUCAGAGUAUUUGAGAAUGGAGAGCAUUACUAGGAAGGGGAGAGUUCCUUCCAGAAGUUUCCAGUUUAGGAGUGCCUGAGUGGCUCAGUCGGUUAAGCGUCUGCCUUCGGCUCAGGUCAUGAUCUCAGAGUCCUGAGAUGGAGUCCCACAUCAGGCUCCCUUCUUAGACUGCUUCUCCCUCACCUUCUGCCUGCUGUUCCCCCUGCUUAUACUCUCUCUCUCUCUCUUUAUCUCUCUGAUAAAUAAAUAAAUAAAAUCCUUUUCUUUUUAAUUUGAGUUGAUAAAGGAAUAUACACACUCAGUUAAAGACAACAACAAAGUGUAGACAAUGAAAAAUAAAUUUCACCGAAGCUGGGUACCCCCAUUUCUCUCCCCAUGAGGCAACCAUGGCUUCCAGUAAAUUCUUUUUUUUUAAGAUUUUAUUUAUUUAUUUGACAGAGAGAGAAAGAGAGCAUAAGAGGGGGAGCUGCAGAGGGAGAGGGAGAAGCAGACUCCCCACUGAGCAGGGACCCCAAUGCAGGGCUCGAUCCCAGGACCCUAGGAUCAUGACCUGAGCUGAAGGCAGCCAUUCAACUGAGUGAGUCACCCAGGCACCCCCCAGUAAAUUCUUGGAGAAGUAUUUUUUAUCCAUUUAAAUAAUUGGAUGCUUGUAUAGAGUGAUCUUUUUAUUUUUAACAUAAUUUGCAUUGUUCUUUACAUUGCUCCUUUCAUCAAAUAUUUUGGAGAUAAUUCCCUAUCAAUGCAUUUUAACGACCAUACAGUAUUUCAUUUUAUCAAUUCCAUAACUUUUUUAACUAGUCCUAUUGAUGAACUUUUUAUUGCUUCCAGUAAUUUACUAUCACAACGCUACAUUGCCCUUUUUAUGAACAUGUAUGAUUAUACCUGUAGGAUGAAUUCCUAGGAAGGGAAAUUUCUAGGUCAAAUUUAGUGCCUUUCAAAGAUAUUUCACCAACAGUGAAAUGAGAAUACCUAUCUCUCUUUACAUUGUUACCAACAAGCACUGGCCAACUUUUUAUCUUUGGUAUUCUGAUAAGAAGAACAUAAUGUCACACUGUUGUGUUAAUUUGCUUUUAUCUUCUUACUCCACACAGAUUGAGCAAUGUUUAUAUGUUUAUAAACAAAUGCGUGUGUGUGUGUGUGUGUGUGUGUGUGUGUGUGGUUAAUCCUCCUAAUAACCUUAAGGCAGAGAAAGAUAGGUAUUAUUAGCCUCAUGUAUGAUUGUACCUGUUAUGGAGCCUGAAGCUUAGAGAAAUUAUUAACUUGAACCAAGUUGCACAAUUAGUAAUUGAUGGAUCAGGGCUUUAAACCCAGGUCUGACCUAUUUUAUAGAUGAGGAAACUGGAACACAGAAAAAUUUUAGGUACUUUUCCCAUGAUCGCACAGCCAGUAAGUGGUAGAAACAGGUUUUGAACUGAGGUAUCUAUGAUCAUAAAACCCACAUUCUUCACCUUUAUCUUCACUGAGCUAUCUCAUUGUCAAUAUGAAACAAAGUGAAAACUGGUCUUUCUUUUUUGUUAUUGGUUAUAAUAAAGGAACACACUAUUGUUAGCAUAUUAAGUAUUCAGAAAAGUUAUGCAAGAAAGGAAAGUAUAACUCUGCUCCUUUCAUUCAUUCAUUUAUUCAUUAUCCAGUAUAUAGCAUUGAGUACCUACUAUGUACCAGGGCACUGAGUAGGGAGCCAAACAGACAUGGUCUCUGUCCUAAUGAUCUAGUAGGGGAAAUAGUUAAUACUAACUGUGAUAAGGACAAGCUUUGAGGAAUUAUGAGAGUAUUGAACAAAGAAGUCUGGGAGGUCACGACAUGUCCCACUGGUUUUGACAUUUGGGCUAGGAACCGAGGGGUACCUAGAAUUAACUAGACAGAAGAAGGUGAAGGAAGAGGAAAUUCAGACAGUGCAAAGUCCCUGGGACACAAGGAGAGGCUGAACAAUUUAGACACAGUCAAAGCUUUCGCAGGGUCCCAUAGACCACAUUACAGAAUUUCAUUUUUAAGCUAAUAGCAAUGGAAACUUGUUGAUAAAUUUUAAAUAGCAAUUGACAUCAGAUUCAUAUUUUUUAAAAUGUCAUCUCCCUGGUGCUAGGCCUUCUAUCCAUGGAGACAAGGAAAAUAGUAUUUUCAUAAAAGGGUUCCUACUGCUAAUGAUGCUAAGCUCGACUUCUUAGCAAUUCCUACGAGUGAGAGAAAUAAAGAAAAAUUUUGACUUUUUGAAGUCACAAGGUUCACCUACUCGAAGCAGUCUUUGACACAGAGGCAGCCUUCUGAAGAGCCAAUUAAAAACCAAUACCAACCUAUUACUUAGACAAGCAGCAAUCUUUCUCUUGCAUCCACAGUAAGAUAUCAUUCUUCCAUCUGCAGGAAUAAUUUGGGGCACUUUUUUCCUCACCUCCAUGAUAAGUUUCAAAGGGAAAAUAUAUUCAUUAUGUUAUGAACAAGCCACAGACUGCCACAAUUUCAGGUAUUUGUAGGCACUGUUGAGCCUAAAUAUAGCUGUGGAGUCAUUUUUCCAAAAUCCGAAUAUAAAGCCCCUAUUUCUAUCCUCCAUUUGAUUGGAACCAUUCAACCAUCCUGGUAGAUAAUAAGUUUGCAUGUUCUUAGAUUGCAUUUCAUUAUGCUUCAGUUGCCCUAGAGAAUAAACGUGCUCCUUUUCCCAACAAUUGUAGAGGAGAAAUACUUCUGACAUCUCAAAUUUCAGAGAGCCUCAGGAAGACGUCCCUCUUCUGGACAUCAAAGUCUUUUUUUUUUUUCCUGGACAUUGAUUUGUUAAACAAGAGAAGUCAGUACUCCUUUGUGGCAACCAAAAUACCUAUUAAUUUAAGUUUCCCAAGCAAAAAGUAAUCUAACUCAAAAUAAUACCAUCUUGUUGGAAUUCAAAUUCCAAAACAAAGAAAGAAUACUAAAAAUCUCUUUUGUUUUUAGGAUCCCUCCUUUUUUCAUGAAAGUACCAGCAGUGGAGAUUGGCUUAUCUUUCCUCUUGGUUUGAGUCACCAAAGAGUUUUGUGUUAUUUUACUUAAUUUUUAGCUUCAAAGAAUGUUCAGUGCAGAUGUCUCCAACGGUCAUUUGAUGUUUGUUUGUUCUUUUGAAUAUAUUCAGGGCACUUCUAGCUAGGACAAAGGAAAUAAGACAGAUAAGGUCCUUGACUUGCUGGAGUUCAUGGAAUUGAUAAAGUUUAUAAUCUAGAAGCAGAUAAUAAACAAGGGAAGAAAUAAGAGGAUCUUAGAUAACAAUAAAUCAUGCUAAUAAUUAAUACAAAGCCAUGGGAUAGAAGGUUCCGGGGUGUGGGAGAGCUACUUUUACCUGCGGUGCUCUGAGAACUCUGCUUGGAAGGGGUGGCUUUCAAGCUGAGACCAGGGUAGGAGAAACCAGCCAUGACCCCCCAGGGAACAUCUGUUCCAGGCAGUGAGGGUAGCAAGUAAAGUGACUUGCCAAGUAGAACCUCUGAUCACACAAAGCAGCUCUCAGGGAAGACAGGUGUACCCACGUCUCACUUCUGGGAAGUACCUGGCUGCUCUGCGACCUCAGACCCUCGUAUUCCGAAUCUAGUACCUUUUCCACUCUGUCACAUUGCCAUGGUCAUAUUGCCUUAUCUAAAAAAUAUAUACGUAAUUACAACCACAAAUACUUAUUGGGAUAGCCCAAAACCCACAUAAGCCCAUCUACUUGAAAGAAAUCUUGGUCCAAAUCUCUCUUGCAAAAGAAUUUCAAACAAAUUAUGUAGAUACUCUACUCCAAAAGACGAGGAGCAUAACUGCCAUCAUUAUGUGUGGGCUGUGCAUAGUGACUUUUUUCUAAGAAUACAGUAUGUAGAGAGCACCUUACAGUUAAGAGACCUGACAAAUGCUACUUCCUCCAUAUAAUCAAUAUCAACAUCAAUAGUCAAAAAUCAUGUCGAUGGCAUAUACACUUGAUAUGAGUUGAUGAAAAUAGUACUUUCCUCCCCAAAACCCAUAACCCUAGACUAAUCAUGAGAAAAACAUCAGGCAAAUUCCAGUAGAAGAGCCUACAACAUACCGGAUCAGUAGUACUCAAAACUGUCAAGGUCAGGGGUGCCUGCUCAGUCAGUUAAGCAUCUGCCUUCGGCUCAGGUCAUGAUCCCAGGGUCCUGGGAUCGAGCCCCAGAUUGCAUCAGGCUCCCUGCUCAGCGGGGAGUCUGUUUUCCUUCUCCCUCUGCCCCUCCCCCUCCAUUCCUGCUCUGACUCUCACUUUCUCUCUCAAAUAAAUAAAUAAAAUCUUAAAAAAAAAAAAAACAUUAAGGUCAUCAAAAACAAGGAAAGUGUGAGAAAAUGUCAUAGCCAGAGGGAGCUUAAGGACACAUGACAACUAAUAAAAUGUGGAAUCCUGGAUGUGAUUCUGAAACAGAAAAAGGGUAUCUAAAGAAAUACAAAUAUGAACUUUACUUAAUAAAAAUAUAUCAAUAUUGGUUCAUUAACUGUACCAAAUGUGCCACACUAAUGCAAGACUAAUAAUAACAGUAAUAAUUAGUAAUAAUAGGAGAAACUGUGGGGAGGGAGGGAAACAGUAUACUGGAAGUCUCUGUACUAUCUGAUCAAUUUUUCUGUAUAUCAAACUUUUAAAAAAUCAUGUAUUAACUUAAAGAAUCUCAGUCAAAACAAAAUUAGAAGGAAAGAUGCCCCUAGUUAAAUUUCACCACUGUUGUAGUGACAUCUCCUUCCUAGUGACACAUGAAAAAUAAGAUGUAGCCAUCUUGCAAACUAGCAGGAAAAAGAAAUGCUCAUAAAGAAGGUCAAACUGAUAAAUCCCAUUUUUAGAGAAAUUGCAAACAUCCUCAGUCUUGGGCCUAAACUUACCUUCUCAGUUCUGUGGUAGAUUUUGAUACUUUCUAAAAACGUGCAUUACUCAUAAAAGCAGAGGGUAUAUGGGUUCCUUUUAAUACCCAACUCUGCAAUAUAACAUAUAAUAUGGUCUAUCAGCUAACCUUCAAUAAAAACAUCAACUAUUUAUAGAAUGGUCCCAGUCUCUCAAGCUGUUCUCAAAGAGGUCAAUUUCCUCUAGAUGCUACUAAGACUUCUCUCAAUGAGCAUUCCUUGACUUAUAUAACAUAGGCAUAAUAUGGAAAAUGCUGUUUUUAAAUAGAGAGAGGAUAGAUGAUAGAUUAGAUAGAUGAAACAUAAGUGAUAUCCAACAACUUGAAAUCGGGCAUGGCCAUGAUUUCUUGCCAUUAUGUCACACACAGAAAAAGGCUAAAAAAGCCUGGAUAUUAAUUUUUUUUAUCAAAUAUCAAUCUCAAAAUAAAAAAAAGGAGGGGGAAGCCCCUGUUCAUAUCCUGAUGAAAUUUUAUAUGAAUGUAUUGUCAAUACAUGACCUUUCUAAAACCAAGUUUUAAAUUCAACCAGAAUAAAAGUGCUCAUCUUCCGACCCUAGACAGAAGUUAAUCCUACAGUGAUCAACAAAAUGUUUCUGCCUUUUAUUUCCUUAUCUUUUUCUGCAUAAUAACUGAUACUAUUAUUUUUCAUGAACCUUAUCCAUUCCCCUUUUCAGUUGUUACUGGGUUUCAUGGGUUAGGAUAUAGUUAACGUUUGUGCUGAAAUUCAAAAUGAAACAAUAAGAAGUGUUGUCACUCUACCUUGCCAGAUCCAGAACUUGUUGCAUCUGCUUAAGAAAUGUAACUGAGUUUGUUUCUCAGAGUCAAAAACUAAUGAUGUAUUGUAUAGUGACUAACAUAACAUAAUAAAAUAAAAUUUAAGAAAAUUAAAAA
Molecule: messenger RNA, 7766 nt
Organism: Mirounga angustirostris (Northern elephant seal)
Lineage: Eukaryota; Metazoa; Chordata; Mammalia; Carnivora; Phocidae
Gene: CABCOCO1
Product: ciliary associated calcium binding coiled-coil 1
Exons: 8
Coding region: 252-1157 (301 amino acids)
Source: RefSeq, a predicted model, not a curated record